AUGGAUGUGUUCAUGUACAGGCGGUCCGGAAGGGGAGUUAACAUAGCCACCGAUGUCACAGCUAGUGUGUUGGAGACGAGAGACAUUAUAUCACUACCCGGAGAUAUGAUAACCAACAAGGGUCAUGCUGAACAAGGGAAACUGCUACUAGGGAAAUUAAAAGAAGAAAUGGCAAUGGUCAGUAUCAAAAAGUCCUCUAAAUGUAGUACUGUGACUACUGGAGGUAAAAAAGUCAGUAGAUGGAGAGUAUACCAGAGACGAUAUGCUUUAAGUGUUUUUACUUCUUUGUCACACCAGAGACGAGAUAAAUAAUGGUGAGAGGUCUAUCAGAUUAAGCGGUGAGGUGUACUACAAGUAG
Messenger RNA from Coregonus sp. 'balchen', 358 nucleotides. The record is from the annotation of a GenBank genome assembly. NCBI's taxonomy places the organism in Eukaryota, Metazoa, Chordata, Actinopteri, Salmoniformes, Salmonidae.